AUGGUGGACAUGCCUUGCCCAGAGAGGGUUGGAAAUGUGGCACAGCUUGAUGAUCUGGCCCAGCACUUCACUCAGAGUCUUCUGGCUGCAGCUCAGGCAGUCAGUAAGCCAGCUCAACAAGGGCGGACCACAGCCCCCUGGUGGACAGCAGACUGCCGAAGAGCGCACCGAGAGCUCACUACUCACCAGACAGAGGCCGCGAAGCACCAGUUCAAGGAUGCAGUGCGCAAGGCCAAGCGUGCAUACUGGAGGCAGGUGAUCAAUGAGGCCAGAGAUGGUAGAGACCUGUACCGGGUGGUGGCAUGGCAUAAGCUGGAACCCAACCUCAGAGCACCCCCUCUGGUGAUUGGGGAUCAGGUCAUAGAAGAGACAGCCGCCAAAGCUGAGGCACUUCAACAGGCAAUUCUGAAGCGAUACAACUCAGCUGAUGAUCUGGAGUAUGACCCACUGGAUGAUGAGCACUGGAGCGGCAUGGGGAACCUGCCCUGGAACCCCCGGAUUGAGAUGGAGGAGAUGGAGCGCAACACCAUUGGGGUACAGAGCACCUCCCCAGGCACGGAUGGAAUCACAGUGCGGAUGCUCAAAGCAUGCUGGCAGCAUGUGUCCCUCUUUAUACAGCAGCUAUACAACUGCUGCCUCCGGCUCUGCCACUUCCCACGAGCCUGGAAACUGGCAGAGGUGGCAAUGAUACCCAAGGUGGGCAGUAGAACGGUGGGUGUUGCGGGGCAUAUUGGCAGAUUUGAUGAUAAAGGUGCAGAUUUGAUGAUAAAGCAGGGGUUGCCACGCGAGCUGCUGCAGCUCAUUGACAGUUUCCUCGCUGAACGCAGAGCUCAGGUCCGGCUGGAGGGGACCACCACAGCAGCACAUCAGAUGCAAUGUGGCACGCCACAGGGGUCUCCUUUGUCACCAAUACUGUUCCUUCUGUACCUGGCAGAGCUGCUGUGGCAAAACUCAGAGUUGCGCUUUGGCUAUGCGGAUGAUCUGAACAUCUGGCGGGCGACCCACUCACUUGACAACAAUGCCACCCUUCUCAGACAGGAUAUACAGAGUAUUCUGAGGUGGGGGGAGAUAAACAAGGUGGCCUUCGCACCAGAGAAACUUGAGAUGAUCCAUCUUACAAGAAAGCGACACAAUGAGGCACCAGCAGUAGUUGUGUCUGAGGAUCUCACUGUUCACCCUGUUACUGCCCCAGCUGGACAGGAGCCAGCACUUCGCUGGCUGGGUGUACACUUCGACAGAAGGCUCACCUGGAGACCACAUGUCUCCACCCGGGCAAAGAAGGCAAGGGCCGUGGCCCAGCACAUCCGGAGUCUGGGAAAGACCAGAGACGGGCCCCCAGCAGACGCUCUGCGGAAGGCGGUCACCACCUGCGUGGUUCCCUCACUGCUCUAUGGCACAGAGGCCUGGUACGGCGGCCGCACGCAGCCAGCAAGGCACACGGGCAGGAGUGGGGAGGUUAGCUCCCGCCUGGGAUGGCAUGUGGGGACAGUUGAGAAGGUGCUUACUAUGGCAGCCAGAGGGGUCCUCCCAGUUUUCCGUACAACGCCCAUCGCUACCCUAUACCGGGAUGCUGGGCUCCCAUCAGCAAUGGUAGCUCUGGAGGAGGCCAAAAUGCGAUUCGCGACAAGGCUUCAGGUGGUGGAUGAGAAGCACCCACUGGCUUCACGGAUAGCGCCUCCAAUGAUCACACGAGGAAGAGGGGCUGGAACCCGGCAGCGCUCAAAGACCAAGAUCCAGCGGUUGGGGGCGCUGCUACCUGCAGUCAAUAGACCCACACUUGCCAUCCCACACUACUCAGAGGGAUGCGGGACAGACCCCACAGAGGGUGUAGACAAAAAGAGUGCUGCCCAGGCAUUCAAGGAAUGGUGGAGAAGUCAACCCUCAACAGAUCUAUAUGUUUUCUCAGAUGGAUCAGAACGGAGCCUUGACAACAGCAGGCAGGUGGGCUAUGGCUUCAUAGUCUAUCAGGGAAAUAAACAGCUGGCCAGCUUCUCAGCUGCGCUGAGCCCUAUGUCACAUGUCUUCGACGCUGAGGCAGUUGGUGCCUGCCGGGCAUUAGAGUGCGCUGUGAAGCUCCUACCUUGUGUCACAGAGGACAGCAGCAACCCUCAAAUCUGGCUCUGCCUCGACAACACCUCAGUCAUCUGGGGCAUACGGGGCAGUGCAGCAGCCUCCUCAAACUGGGCCUACAACCGCUGCCAUGAGCUCCUCAGACAGCACAAUGUCGGCCUGAAAUGGGCUCCUGGGCAUAUGGGGAUAGAGGGCAAUGAGGAAGCAGACCGCUUGGCUAAGCGGGCAGUCUCAUCCACUGCAGCCCCAGCCUAUGGUCUCGAGGCCACACCCACAGUCAGUGGGGUCCGCACAGUGGCCAAGCAGCUCAGCCAAGAGGCAAGGCGAAAGUGGUGGAGUGGAGCCUGUGGCAAGCUCUCUGACUGGUACCGGGGCUGGAGUUUCAGCAGGCCGACUGUGGAAUACCAAGUGAAGGCCCCUCCGGAGCUCACCAUGCCACGGCAUGCCCUUCACCGCUGGCUCGCACUCCGCUCCUCUCAUGGGGACUUCUCCUGGUACCACAGGCGUUUCCAGCAUGCAGAUGCGAGGCUCACCUGUGUCUGUGGACACAACAAGAGCCCAGAACAUUUGGUGCUCUGUCGACACUCACAGAGGCAUUUUCUUCACUGGCCCAAGAGGCCAGCAGCACGGCCACACAACCGGGCGACAGCUGUUGCCUAUCUAGGAUCUCUGACCCCUACAGACUUUGUAGAACUGCUGGACUGCACGCAGUUCUACACACGGUACUGCACAAGGUAA
Molecule: messenger RNA, 2808 nt
Organism: Histoplasma mississippiense
Lineage: Eukaryota; Fungi; Ascomycota; Eurotiomycetes; Onygenales; Ajellomycetaceae
Exons: 3
Coding region: 1-2808 (935 amino acids)
Molecular function (GO): RNA-DNA hybrid ribonuclease activity; nucleic acid binding
Source: RefSeq, a predicted model, not a curated record